UUCGGAAACAAGCUAUGCUGAAAAAAAGCUCGUCCGAUAAAUAAAAUACUGAUAUCGACGGAUAAGGAUUUUAUUUCACCCAAGAGGAACAGAGAUGCGAACCUUGUUACCGUUGGGGUUGUGCGAGUUGUCUCUGCGCAACAAAGGGAAGGGCGGCUGUCAGUAAACAUGAGGGCUGUGUCGGCGAACUUACUUGCACUGCUCUUUCUCUGCACUUGUGCCUGUGUAUUCUACGUCUGGAGCAGGCUGGAGAGUCGGCUGGAGAGAUACAAACGGGGGCUACAGUUACCGAGCUCCUUUCACGUUGGGCCAUCACCGGACAUCUCCGCUAAAACUUUCCGUGCUUUGCUCGCUGUUCCAGUGGCACAGAGACUGCACUUGGGGGGCAGACUGGAUGUCCGCAACGUUACUGGUGUUAGGGAUCAAAUUGGCUCUUUAGGAAGCAGAGAUUACCAUAUGAAUGUAGAUAACAAGGAGUCAGUACAGAGAGGGGUCCCGGACAAAUUUGGCUCGCUCGUUGAGGGUAUUUUUUGGAGUGAAUGGCUGGAGGCUCAGCUUCCCGCCAGCUUCAGUGAGGAACAUGCCCGGGCUUGGAGAGAGAGAGCCCGGGGACACCGCAUAGUCAGACUGGAGCCGGGCUGUGGUAGAAUAUCCAAUCAGUUGGCCACUUUUUCGGACGGAGCCAAAGCUUGCGUGCGUUAUGGAAUAAACGCGGACCAGGUGCAGGGGGAAACGCUGACUUAUUACCUGGCUAAUUUGCUAGGUAUUACAAAUCUACCGCCUCUCAUCCUUGCCCAGUUGAACGUUGACAGUGAACAAUGGGCUUCUGUUAGGAGAAGAAUUGGCGGUUUACAGUGGAGUGAGCGGGCGGUGGUCUCACUCACCGAGUGGGUCGCCAACCUGACCGGGGUAGUCACACCUGCUCCGCUGCGCCAGGAGAGCAAGGGGCUGCGUCCUCUGCAAGGGGAGCUGGGGAACAAGACGACUGCGGAGUUGCUCGAGUUAAUGCAGUGGACCGACCUGAUAAUAUUGGACUACCUGUCUGCUAACUUCGACAGGCUCGUUAGCAACCUCUUUAGCCUGCAGUGGGACUCGCGCGUGAUGGAGAGGGAGACCAACAACCUGCUCAGAACGCCCCGCGGUGACCUGGUAUUCAUAGACAACGAGGCAGGGCUUGUACAUGGAUACCGGGUGCUUGAUAUGUGGGAGAAGUACCACAGCACAGUCUUGGGCUCCGUGUCUGUGUUCAGAAAGAGGACAGCGCAGCGCGUGAUAGAACUGCACCGGCGCAGGGACACCAGGACUCGGCUGCUCGAGCUGUACAGAGACAGCGAACCUUUGUCUCCGGAAUUAGGUUUUCUCUCCUACGAACACGCGAGAGUACUACAGAACCGAAUAGACAGAUUAUACAAACACAUAUCGCAUUGCAAGGAGGAAUACCACCAGCUGUGAGCGUGUUUCUGAUUCCUCUCAUAUAUAUGGUUCUGUGUUACGCACCUGCCACACAGAAUGACGUGUGCUGCUAAUCAGUAACCCAUCCCAGUAACCACACACCUGUACCAGAUUAACGUGCGUCAGUUGAAAUGUUUUUGAAUAUUUUAAUGAACUACCUCUUGUGUGAACCAAUGUUUUGCCUACUUUAUUUGUCAGGAUAAAAUAUUGAUGUUGUUUUUGGGCUUCAUGCAGGAUAUGCCAUAAUUUAUUUUCACCCAGCCU
Salvelinus namaycush (lake trout) is the source of this 1716-nucleotide messenger RNA. RefSeq names its product four-jointed box protein 1-like. Lineage: Eukaryota; Metazoa; Chordata; Actinopteri; Salmoniformes; Salmonidae. The record is from RefSeq and is a predicted model, not a curated record. Gene Ontology annotation, biological process: cell-cell signaling. Bases 169 to 1452 code for a protein of 427 amino acids. The transcript has a single exon.